UAAUGAUGUAGAUAGGUUGUACCUACAUGCACGAGAUUUCGUCACUACCACUACCACUACCACCACCGUAAUCGCCGCGGUCUGAACUACAACAUAAUUUGUUAUGUGAUUUGUUUUUUCCAUCUGUCCACGGCGUGGGAUAAUCACCAUUCACCGCGUUACUGCGUCAGUCUUGCGUGCGACCUCUUGCCCGUAGUCCAACCUUAGGAAAGUUCUGCACUCCUACCGUUCUGUUAACGCUCGUCCGCCAACCGCCAAAACAACCUAUUUGUACCUAUAAAUUAGCUCUACAACAACGACAUGACAAAGACAGACGUUUCUGCCGCUGACGGCGGACGACCCUGGCCUGAGCGAAUGACGGCGUGGCAGAUUGACACUUACGCGCCGUUUGAAGACUCGGCCACGCUCAACGACAAGGCAGAGUCACCCGCGUCCCUCGGACCCAAAGACGUUCUGGUACGUGUCAGGGCAUCGUCCGUCAAUCCAAUUGACGUCCUUAUGGCCGAGGGUUAUGGUCAAGUACUAUUGAGCCGGGUCCGGCAGGCGAAAAAAAAGUCAUUUUUCAGGACGGUCGAGUUUCCGUUGACUCUGGGACGAGAUUUCGCAGGUGAAGUAGUUGCGAAAGGAGCUGAAGUUGGCUCGGAACACUUGAACAUCGGCGACGCUAUUCUUGGAGUCGUAGCUCCUUACCAACAUGGCUGUCAUGCCCAAUUCGUCACCGUUCCCAUAACUCAGGUAGCCAAAAAGCCCGAUCAUAUGUCCUACGAGGAAGCGGCGUGCUUGCUGUACACAGGCUUAACCACGUGGUGCGCCUUGACAUCGGCCGGGGGCUUGAACUCUUCAAACGCUGCCGACAAGAACGUACUGGUCAUCGGCGGUUCCGGUGGUGUUGGUAAUAGUGCAAUACAGAUACUCAAGUCGUGGGGCGCCAAGGUAACUACUACGUGUAGUACAAAUGCCAUAAAUCUAGUGAAAGGACUUGGACCAGAUAAUAUAAUUGACUACACUACCGCAGAUGCGCAAAAACAGUUGGAACAGUUUGGAAAGUACGACCUGAUUCUGGACGCGGCCGGGAUACCAUACGGAGAUAUCGGCGGAUCCUACACGCCGCUCUUGAAACCAUGGUCAUGGGCGAAAUUCGUCACCCUCCGCAGUCCCGUGUUGCACAACACAGACGCGUAUGGAAUGGUGUUUGGCAUGCUGAAGAAUGCGUUCGACCUGGUGGCGCCGAACGUCUGCUCCGGCGCCGUGUUCAAAGGCUCCACGAUCCGUUGGGGUUUUUUCAUGCCCGCUGAGCAAGGAGUUGAGGAGCUAGCUCGGCUAUCCGCGGAGAAGAAGAUCACCGUGCCCAUCGACAGCGUUUACGAGUUUGCGGACAUGAAGGAAGCGUUCGGCAAAGUAAAGGCCGGACACCUCCGCGGCAAAGUGGUCGUCAAGUUUGACGAAAAGUAACGGAAGUGCCUCAAAUUUCAGAACUUUAAGAAACAUGGACCGAAUAUAAUAUUAUAUUAUACCUAUUAUCUGGCUUGUCUGUGUAAAGUCCAUUAGCUUCUGAAGCUCAUUUAUGUCUUCCCGAGAAAUAUAUCAUCCGUCCUAUAAAUUAUAAUGAUUAAUUUCUAACUAAAAUUUCUGUAUCUAAUCUUACAGGUAUAUGGCUACAUUCUAUUUUACAUUUCAACUGAAGUUUAUUCCUACUCAUAUUGUAUAAUACUAUGUAUUGCCGGAAAAAAUAUAUCAUUUGUUCAUCUAUUACCGUACAGAAAGUUAAUCAUCACAGAAAGUCUAAAUCAGCUUAAUCGUUGAUCAACGAUUAUAUACAACCAAAAAGUUGGCACCAUUGGCAAUCAGCUAGGUACCUUAUUUGUGCAUGUCCAAAAAUAUAUAAUCCUAUAAUCUAUAGUGUAAUAUAGCUUAAAGUCCAUGUGAAUGUGUUAUUUAAAUAAACUUUUUUUUUUUAGUAAGUACAGUUAUUGUAAUUAGUAGUUUUAAAUGUAAAAGUUUUUUUUGUUAUUUUAUUUUAUAAGUGCUAAUUGGUAAUAAAAAUACAUUAUAUUGGCA
Molecule: messenger RNA, 2058 nt
Organism: Acyrthosiphon pisum (pea aphid)
Lineage: Eukaryota; Metazoa; Arthropoda; Insecta; Hemiptera; Aphididae
Product: reticulon-4-interacting protein 1 homolog, mitochondrial
Exons: 5
Coding region: 301-1452 (383 amino acids)
Cellular component (GO): mitochondrion
Molecular function (GO): zinc ion binding; oxidoreductase activity
Source: RefSeq, a predicted model, not a curated record